Messenger RNA from Racocetra fulgida, 750 nucleotides. NCBI's taxonomy places the organism in Eukaryota, Fungi, Glomeromycota, Glomeromycetes, Diversisporales, Gigasporaceae. The record is from the annotation of a GenBank genome assembly.
AUGUUUGCCGAUUCAACCCAAGAAAGUUUGCCAAGCAAAGCUUUGGUCGAAAAUUCUUCGGUAAUAAAUAUGCAAAAUUUUUCUAAAACGCGGUCACCUGGAACCAGAAGACAGUUUUUGUCAAGUCAAAAAAAUCGACAAAGGAGACGAGAAGCCAAAAACCACGAACUUGGUGUUGGCUUGCAUAGGAACGUUUCUAAUCCAAAUACUUCGCGUUCUUCGAGUGAUGUGUCCUCAAUGUAUUCAGACAACGAGCAAAAAAAUUCGUCCUUUUUACAAUUCCCAGAAAUAAUCCCACAUUAUUUUACAGACUUAACAUCUCCCAUUUCAACGCCAUUUUUUGAUUACGCGUCACCUCUUAUCACUACAAAUUCUCAGGCUAUGUCAACAUCACUAUUAGAUGAUGUCUCUCAUGCCACGUCAAUGCCAUCGCUUAAAUUGGUUUCACCUCUUAUCAAUUUCUCUAUGGAACCUCAAACCACAUCAAUUCCGUCACUUGAAUUACCAUCACCACUUGUCAAUUUCAUCACGGAACCUCAAAACAUAUCAAUGCCAUUUUUGGGUGAUGCAACACCUCAUACCGAUUUCAUCACAGAUCCUCCACCUCUUCUCAAUUUCUCAACGGUGAAUCCGACAUCUCUUACCAAUUUUACCACGAAUUCCCAGGCUAUGCCAUUAGUUAAUUCUGAAAAAACAAUCAACCGGUUUCAUAAUGGAGCAAAUUCCAUUGAAAAAGAUGGCACGUUUUAA